GGGAGGCUGAAGGCGGGAGACACCUGGAGUGGGAGCUAGGGCCACCCACGCUGCCCCUCGGUGUGUGGGUUCACCUUCCAGCUCCCGAGCUAAAGGUUUGCGGGUUCGCCUCCCAGUGCCAGCGCCAGCGAGCGACGUUCCCAGCUUGUAGCCGCCGGGUGCUGCGUGGCACAGGUCCAUUAGAUUUAAGUUGCGAGUUCUCUCUGGGCACCAGUAAAUGUGGACAUGCCAGUUGGGAGAUAAGAAGAUUGCAGCCAAAAGAAGGACCAUGGCUUUGGAAGGUGGAGUGCAGGCUGAGGAGCCUCUCUGGAUGUAGGAAGCAUAAUCGGGCAGCCAUGGAGUGGGACAAUGGGACAGGCCAGGCCCUGGGCUCACCGCCCACCACCUGCGUCUACCAAGAGAACUUCAAGAGACUGCUCCUGCCGCCUGUGUACUCAGUGGUGCUGGCGGCCGGCCUGCCACUGAACACCUGUGUCAUUGCCCAGAUUUGCACAUCCCGCCGGGCCCUGACACGCACAGCCGUGUACACCCUGAACCUGGCGCUGGCUGACCUGCUCUAUGCCUGCUCCCUGCCUCUGCUCAUCUACAACUAUGCCCAAGGUGACCACUGGCCCUUUGGCGACCUCACCUGCCGCCUGGUCCGCUUCCUUUUUUAUGCCAACCUACACGGCAGCAUCCUCUUCCUCACCUGCAUCAGUUUCCAGCGCUAUUUGGGCAUCUGCCACCCACUGGCCCCCUGGCACAAGCGUGGGGGCCGCCGCACUGCCUGGGUGGUGUGUGGGGCUGUGUGGCUGGCUGUGAUGACCCAGUGUCUGCCCACAGCCCUCUUUGCUGCCACAGGCAUCCAGCGUAACCGCACCGUCUGCUACGACCUGAGCCCACCUGCCCUGGCCACCCACUAUAUGCCCUAUGGCAUGGCUCUCACAGUCAUCGGCUUUCUGCUGCCCUUUGCUGCCCUGCUGGCCUGCUACUGCCGCCUGGCCUAUCGUCUGUGCCGCCAGGACGGCCCAGCGGGGCCAGUGGCCCGGGAACGGCGUGGCAAGGCAGCCCGCAUGGCUGUGGUGGUGGCAGCCGCCUUUGCCAUCAGCUUCCUGCCCUUCCAUGUCACCAAGACAGCCUACCUGGCAGUGCGCUCUACACCAGGUGUCUCCUGCCGUGUGCUGGAGGCCUUUGCGGCUGCCUACAAAGUCACACGGCCCUUUGCCAGUGCCAACAGCGUGCUGGAUCCCAUUCUCUUCUACUUCACUCAGAAGAAGUUCCGCCAGCGGCCACACGCGCUGCUGCAGAAACUCACAGCCAAGUGGCACCGACAGGGUCACUGAGUCCACUGGGGAAAGACACCUGGGGCCAGGGCACCAGAAGCCCCACCAACCCCGAACCAUGCAGAGAAUUAGAGCUUAGCUCAGCUGGGCAUGGAGUGAGGUUCCCUCGCAGACUCCAAAAUCUCACCAACAACUAUUUAUUGAACUCUUUCUCUGGACCAGGCUGUGUGGGCACAGAGACAAGCUUGGACCUGGCUCUCUAGAAGGUCCUGGUCAGCUCUGGAGAGGCAGGGAAGCCAUUCUAAGCUGCUCACAAAAAUGUAGAGUGACAUGCACUGUAAUUGAGGAGUCUGGUAUAUGUUUUGGAGUCACCAAUAAAGGGAGUGAGGGAAGAUGGGAGGCAGAAGUGAGGGCUGGAAAGGAGCAUUUGAGUUGGAUUUUGAGGGAUGAAUAUGAGCGUUCUGGAGGUAUGUGAUGUUCCCUUCAUUCAGCAAACCUUUACCUACACCCUGUACUUGGGCCCGGGUUGAUUCUGGGGCCCCAGGAGAACCGGUCCCAGCUCUGCCCCAUAUAAGCUCCCAACUAUUAUAUAUGCAGACAUUUGACAAAGUGAUGUCAAGGCUGUGACAGAGGGAAGUAUGGCUGGGGAGAAGGGGCGAACAAAGGAUCCCAUGAUGCAGUCUGAGGAGUCAGGAAAGAUCUCGCAGGGUGGGGAUGGGCGGCAUCUGAACCAGAGGUUGAAGGCUGAGUGGCAGGUCAGCAAACAGAAGUGGGGAGCAUGUUCACACAGCCCGGGACGGCGGCCUGUGCUAGACUCUGCCCUGGGGCAGAUGGGUAGAGAGAGGGGUGUGGGGCAGGCAUAUGGCCUCCCUUGUGUGAAAGUUGAGAAAACAAAAGCUGUCCCGUGGCCACCCUCCAGGCUGUGGGGGCUCAGCAGAGGGAGGAAUCAGGGAGUGCUUCUUCAAAGAGGUGGAGCUUAAUCCCAGGAGGAAUCCAAAAGGCAGAGAGAAGGAGGCUGCUCCUGAUGGAAGGCACUGUAUGCAUAAAACCCAGAGGCAGAGAUGCAUUGAAUCUGGCUGUAAAUCAAUAGUGAGUUUCAGUUAAGUCCAAGAGGGGAUGGAGUGGGUGGGGCCACCUACCUCUUCACAUGGGCCUCUUUCAGCCUCGGGGUAUCCUGGGUGGCUGAGGACCCCCAAGUAAGGGGAAAUAGCCCUUCAACAUUCCUUCAUUCUAGAAGAAGUCAACAACUGGAAGAGACUCAGUGCCACACCAGGGCUACCAGGAGGCUGUGACGUGGAGGUGCAGAGGUCCUGUGGCCAGUCUCAGGACAGACUGUCCAUGGGUUCUGCUCCUGCCCUCUCACCUCCAUCUUUCUGGUCUGUGGAUUCCUGGGAGGCUGCUGGAGGCCAUGUCACAGGGGCACCUCAGACACAGACCCUGAGCCUUCCAAAGCUUUGGAAAGGCAUCUUCACUGAAGGUCUCUGAGGAGGCAGUGAAGGGAUUCUACCACAUAAGACCUCUUUACCUGCUCUCCCCACCUGAGGCCCCACCCGCACAGCUCCUCACCCCUCUCGGCUCCUUUUCCUCAUAUCUCCACCGCCCUCCCCCCCAACGUCACUUCUCCUCCAUUACUUAUUCCCUCCUCCCAGGUCCCAGCUUUCCACCUGUAGAACAAUCUUGCCUGCCCUUGGCUGCUGGUAUACCACCCAGACCCUGUGCCCGAAUCAGCCUUUACAAAGAGUCUACCUUCUUAGAAGAUAGAGGGGAGAGGGCAGGGCAUAGGAACAGGGCAGGGAGGGGAAGGACUGUGUAGCUUACUCAGCAUUUUUCUUUGAGCCAUGUCUAAUCUCCAAGGCUAUUGGGGGAUGGGGGCGUUCAGGGAAGGGUUCUGCAGAAGUUAAACUCCAUAGUAAUGUUGGAAGUGUGCUUGCAGCUGGCUGAGGAAGUGGGAGAACCAGGCCCAAACCGUCUUGGGAACCCAUCAAAAGUGCUCUUGCCGAAGAGACUGUUGAUAGUUUGGACAGAAGGGACUUUGAUUCUUUGGGUCACAGGGAGGAGAUGUGAGGAAACGUCAGAAGAUGUAUAUUCAAUGCAAUGCGAUGCGAUAUCCUGCUGAGGAGUACAGAUGAUGCGAGUCUGAGAUGAGACUCUUCAGUCGCCUGUCAUGGGGGAGGCGGGGAGUAGGAGCGCGGCCGGCGGGGGGCCUCUGCCCGUAGUGUCAGGCGAGCCCUGCAGAGAGGCCCAGAUGACUGUCCUAGCAGACUGCCAGGGAUGGUGACCGUUUGGUUACCUUUCUAAGAGUGGAAAUUAUGGGCCAUAGGUAAAUUCCAUGCCCAGCUUCCCUUCGCAAGGCAGAAUAGCAUAAAGGGCAGCCACUCCAGAGCCAGGUCACCUGAGCGUGUACCUUGGCUCUACCACUUCCUAGCUAUGCUACUCCGGGCAAGUUAUUUAGCCUCUUUGUACUGUAAUUUCCCAAGCUAUACGAUGGGAAUGGUGAUGCUAUCUGUCUUGUAAAGUGGUUGUAAGAACUAAUAUGUGCAAAGCACUUAGAAUAAUGCCAGAACGUAGUAAGUGUGCAAUGAGUGUAACUAUUGUAAUGAUUUUGCCUUUUGGGCACAUAAGUUCCUCCAGUGUCUCUCCCUAGGAAUUUGCCUAGGACGUUUCUAAACAAGGGGCUUUGAGCAGGGGAUUUCUCCUUUUCCUUCACCUGGGUAAGCAGCUGGUCUUUUAAGGAAAAAAACUUUUUCAGAACAAGGGCCAUAAUCAUGAACCCCAUCGACUCCUAUAAGAAGGAAAACCCAUUUAUUAAUGCCAGUAUCAGAGACUCCAAGUGCCAUUUGGGGAGCUUGAAUUUCUCCCUUCUUUCUCCCUCCUUUUGUCCCCACCCCCCACUCUCUCCCUCACUUUAACCCAGAGCACACCCAGUGACAGGGGCUUCAGCUGGGGGUGUCUGCUCACUGGGGCAGAGACAGAGGAGACAUAGACCACGGUGUGGAGGUAGAGUGUGGUGAGGGGCAGGUGGAGCAUGUGGGUCCACAAGGGUCCGAGUUGAUUCUCUGGGCUUGAGGAGGAUUUCCUGUGGGUGGAGCAGUGCAGCUGGGGCUUGCAGGAUGGCCGUAAUCAGACUGAAGAAGAGAGGGCAAGUGUGUUUCUGGUGCAGGGAACAGCACAGCCCAAGGCAUAGAGGCUGUUGGAGGAAGGAUGGGAAGAGAUUAGCCUGGAGAGUUGGCAGGGCUAGAGAGUAAAAGGCUCGGUGCCAGCCCAGGGAAGCACUGAGGGCCACAACAAUGACAGCAGUGGCCAUUUGCUGGGCUCUGCAGGUCCUAGGCACAUGCAGCGUGCUGUCCAUACGUUUUCUCAUUUAACUCUUACAAUACCUCCAAUUACAGGUGGGGCUACUGAGGCCCGGAUGUGGGAAUUGACCUGUGAAGGUCACACAGUCUUUCUCUAACCCAGAUACUGGAUGCCCCCCUUGCCUUACUCACCCUGUCUCCCUUCCCUUUCCUUAUAUUACCUGCCUUCCAAGUGCCUGCCUGCCUCAGCCAGUGCCAGUAAACUGGGGACCCCCUAGGAAGUUGUGACAGACAGCUAAGUGCCAACUGCAGUAUCAACUCUCUUUUAGUUGGGCGCAAGUUCUCCUCGGAUGAAGACUUCAGUUCCCAGCCUUACUUGCAUCUAGGUAUGGCCAGGUACCUUAAUCCUAGGCAAUGGGAUAUAAAAAAAAAAAAGUACCCUAAGGCGGUUUAAUACAGGAAGGGGAUGAUGUCUUUAAAAGAUAGGCAGCAUCUGUCCUUUGUCUCCCCUCCCUUCUUGCUGCUUACAAUGGGGACAUCACAGCUGACGUACCAUCUUAGACCAUGAGAAACAGCUUGGGUUUCUGACCAUUCCAGUUUGGGGCCACCUAAAUUUGGACUUUUGCACAAGAGAAAUAAAUGUCUAUCUUUUUUAAGCCACUA
This is a messenger RNA of Suricata suricatta (meerkat), 5218 nucleotides long. RefSeq names its product pyrimidinergic receptor P2Y6 (gene P2RY6). Gene Ontology annotation, cellular component: plasma membrane. Gene Ontology annotation, biological process: G protein-coupled receptor signaling pathway; cellular response to pyrimidine ribonucleotide. Bases 336 to 1322 code for a protein of 328 amino acids. Lineage: Eukaryota; Metazoa; Chordata; Mammalia; Carnivora; Herpestidae. The transcript has 4 exons. Gene Ontology annotation, molecular function: G protein-coupled UTP receptor activity; G protein-coupled ADP receptor activity; G protein-coupled UDP receptor activity. The record is from RefSeq and is a predicted model, not a curated record.